Molecule: messenger RNA, 638 nt
Organism: Callithrix jacchus (white-tufted-ear marmoset)
Lineage: Eukaryota; Metazoa; Chordata; Mammalia; Primates; Cebidae
Gene: SPMAP1
Product: sperm microtubule associated protein 1
Source: RefSeq, a predicted model, not a curated record
ACCUAGGGUUCUCAUCCCCCGCCAGAAAGGCCCUCCAAGGCUGCAGUGGUUGGGAUGGCGUACCUGUGUGAGCGUCGCCUGCGACUGGAGAAAGGCUUUAUCUUGGACGGGGUGGCUGUGAGCACCCUUGCCCGCGCUUAUGGGCGCUCUAGGCCCAAGUUGUGGUCCGCGAUUCCUCCCUACAACGCGCAGCAGGACUACCACGCCCGCAGCUACUUCCAGAGCCAUGUGGUUCCGCCCAUUUUGCGGAAAACUGGUCAGGAUCAUGGCGGUACAGGAAGGGAUGGCUGGAUAGUAGAUUACAUCCACAUCUUCGGGCAAGGACAGAGAUACCUCAACAGGAGAAACUGGGCAGGGUCAGGGCAUUCUCUCCAGCAGGUGACUGGGCAUGACCACUACAAUGCCGAUCUUAAACCACUCAGUGGGUUCAAUGGAAGGUUUGGCUACCGCCGGAACACCCCGGCCCUCCGUUGGAGCACUUCCGUCUUUGGAGAAGUCACCACGUUUCCUCUGUUCUAACAGCAUAUCUUCCCUUCAUAGCCCUGGACGUGAAUUUCUAAGACAGAUGUUUAGAUGAACUCUCAAAGUUAAUUUCCAUUAAAAAUAUUUAUUUGUGUCUCCAAGGGUGCUGUUUCUUC